Molecule: messenger RNA, 936 nt
Organism: Colletotrichum siamense
Lineage: Eukaryota; Fungi; Ascomycota; Sordariomycetes; Glomerellales; Glomerellaceae
Gene: PHYHD1
Product: Phytanoyl-CoA dioxygenase domain-containing protein 1
Exons: 1
Coding region: 1-936 (311 amino acids)
Source: RefSeq, a predicted model, not a curated record
AUGACCGUCCCCGCGCAAGAAGAGGGCCUCACACCCUCCCAGCUCGCCACCUUCAACCGCGACGGCUACCUCAUCAUCCCAGGCGCCCUUUCCCCGGAAACUGUCCAGGGCCUGCUCGCCGAGACCCACUCGCUCCUCGACAACUUCUCCCUCGCCGACCACCCCAUGACACGCUUCUCCACCGGCGAGAAGGCAGACCACGUCGGCGACGACUACUUCCUCACCUCGGGCGACAAGGUGCGCUUCUUCUUCGAGGAGGACGCCUUCGACGACGCCGGCAACCUCGCCAAGCCCAAGGCCCGCGCCAUCAACAAGAUCGGCCACUACCUGCACGUGCUCUCCCCGCCCUUCGCCGCCGUCUCGGACCCGGCCUCGACCGCCGCUGUCCCGGGGAAGCCGGCCGCCGUCGCGCGCAGCCUCGGCUUCAGGGACCCCCGCUGCCUGCAGAGCAUGGUCAUCUGCAAGCAGCCCGAGAUCGGGGGCGCCGUGCCGCCGCACCAGGACUCGACGUUCCUGUACACGGACCCGCCGUCGGCCGUGGGGUUCUGGUACGCGCUUGAGGACGCGACGCUGGAGAACGGGUGCUUGAGCUUCUUGCCGGGCAGCCACCGCUGGGCGCCCGUGGCGAACCGGUUGGUGAGGAAGGCCGGGGACAAGGGCACGGAGAUGGUGGAGAACCAGGGGCCGCGGUUCCCGCCGGGGGAUGAGUACGCUGCGCAGAGCGAGGAGGGGAAGGGGGCGUAUGUGCCUGGCGAGGUGAAGGCUGGCGACCUGGUGCUCAUCCACGGCAACUUGCUGCACAAGAGCGAGAAGAACCUGAGCCAAAAGGGGCGGAUUAUCUACACGUUUCACGUCAUCGAGGGCGAGGGCACGAAGUAUGAUGAGAAGAACUGGCUGCAGCCGCCUGAGGCUGGGUUCACCAAGUUAUAUGCCUGA